This is a messenger RNA of Capsella rubella, 949 nucleotides long. RefSeq names its product U3 small nucleolar ribonucleoprotein protein IMP4. The record is from RefSeq and is a predicted model, not a curated record. Gene Ontology annotation, cellular component: nucleolus; preribosome, large subunit precursor. The transcript has 8 exons. Gene Ontology annotation, biological process: maturation of LSU-rRNA; maturation of 5.8S rRNA. Bases 49 to 792 code for a protein of 247 amino acids. Gene Ontology annotation, molecular function: rRNA primary transcript binding. Lineage: Eukaryota; Viridiplantae; Streptophyta; Magnoliopsida; Brassicales; Brassicaceae.
GGGAAAAGAUCGCAGACGAAACACGAGAAACUCAGGCACCGGAAGAAGAUGGUGAUGAAGAAUCGAGCCGCAGAGGAGGAGGAGCCAGAAAAGAAGAUCCGCCUGGAGCUUAUGAAUCUCGAUAAGGAAAAGAUUUGGGGAGAAUUCGAAUCGGUGGAGAUGAAUCGAAUCCUGAGCGGCGAAACUAAACCCAAGAUCUUGAUAACUACUUGUCAGCCUGUGGUUGCUCGUGAGUUAAUUGCAGUGUUUCCGAAUUCAGAACACCUUGAUACUUCGACAAAGCCCGAUGUACACGAGAUGAUAGAGUUUGCAAAGGACAAGGGUUUUACGGCACUCAUUGUCACGGAUACAGGCCGUCAUGCAAAAUCUUGCAGACAAGCUGUAAUAUGUAUCAUGAGCUUGGUGAACGGGGCUGCUGCCUAUUUCGAAUUUAAAGAUUUCCUACCACGGAAUUUUGUGCCGUAUGUUGUUGAUCCCCCGUCGAGUUUGGAUCCCUUCAUUAAUACUACGGGCUUUACAUCUCCUUUGGAUGUUGGUACUGAGAGAUUGAUACGAUCUCUCUUCCCCCUGGUUCCUUCCCCUUCUGACCCCAUGGUUACUUCAACUAAUGAAAGGUGUACUGUGUCCUUCGUUAACUUUCCCAAAGAUGAUGCGAUACAUUUCAUAAAUAACAUUUUCUACUGCAGUAGAGGCACUGACGGGAAAUUAAGUUCUGUUCAUACCUCGCAGGAGUGUGGACCUCAGUUCUCACUCAAGUUACUUGCUCUGGAGAAGAUAACACCACGAGAUUGAAAUUAGUUUUAAGGUAAUCACCGCAAUUAUCAGUUUUGGUGUAUCUAUAUAUAUAUUGGAAAUAUACAAUGCAUAAACGACAUUGUUUUGAUUAGUUUUUACUUUUUAGAAAGAAGAAAACAAAAAUGAAACAAUAUUCUUUUGUUUGAAUUCAAAA